Molecule: messenger RNA, 711 nt
Organism: Fraxinus pennsylvanica
Lineage: Eukaryota; Viridiplantae; Streptophyta; Magnoliopsida; Lamiales; Oleaceae
Source: the annotation of a GenBank genome assembly
AUGGCGCCGAGGGAGAAAGCGGUUGCAGCAGAGAAAGCAGGUGGUGGGAUAAAAGAGGUGCAUUUUCGGGGGGUGAGGAAAAGACCGUGGGGAAGAUAUGCGGCGGAAAUAAGGGAUCCUGGGAAAAAGAGUCGCGUGUGGCUGGGUACUUUUGACACGGCAGAGGAAGCUGCCAGAGCCUACGACACCGCCGCUAGACGAUUCCGCGGCACCAAGGCAAAGACCAAUUUCCCGUCUCCGGAUCUGAACAUGAAUGCUGAGAAUCUGAAGAAAAGCAACGAUCUUUUUGUUAGCAAGAAAAAUAUCCAGAGCCGGAGUCCUAGCCAGAGCAGCACCGUCGAAUCAGCCAGCCAUGAUAACUCGCUGGCGGUGAUGGACUCCUCUCCUUUCGACCUCACUUUGGGUGGAUCCAAAAGGUUUCCAUUCCAGAACCACCAUUACUUUCGCCCCACGCCGAUUCCCGGACAACUCGCCGGAAGGUUCGUCGGAAUUUUACCGAUGCAAUCCCAGAUGCUCUAUCUUGAUGCCUUGUCAAAGCAAGAUAUCGUCAACCGCAUCAAUGAUCACAGCCUUAUGACUCUGGAUUUCCUUAAAGGCGGCAGCGCCGCUGGAUCCGAAAGUGAAUCCAACUCAUCUGCUGUUGUCGACUUGAAACCCAACAAUGGUCUUCGUCUUGAUCUCAACCUCCCACCACCACCUGAGAAUAACUAA